Messenger RNA from Brassica oleracea var. oleracea, 929 nucleotides. Its product is annotated as dual specificity protein phosphatase 1. Lineage: Eukaryota; Viridiplantae; Streptophyta; Magnoliopsida; Brassicales; Brassicaceae. The record is from RefSeq and is a predicted model, not a curated record. Gene Ontology annotation, biological process: protein dephosphorylation; negative regulation of MAPK cascade. The coding region runs from base 145 to 720 and encodes 191 amino acids. Gene Ontology annotation, molecular function: MAP kinase tyrosine/serine/threonine phosphatase activity; protein tyrosine/threonine phosphatase activity. The transcript is spliced from 5 exons. Gene Ontology annotation, cellular component: cytoplasm.
AAAAAAAGAAAAAUUAACAUUUGUCCCCAUCUUGCUGCCUCCUUCUCCUUCCCCAAAACCUGGAGAACCAUGCAGUUUGCCAAUUUCUACCUUCUCUAAUUCCAAUCACCACGAUUUGUUUUCUCCUGCUCACCAUCUCUUCCAAUGAGUUGUAGAGACAGAGGAUCAUCAUCAAUGGAUGAGUAUAACGAAACCGUCAAGAAUCAGAUCCAAGCGCUUGUUCGUGUUAUCAAAGUCGCUCGUGCCUAUACAGAAGACAAUGUCCCUUCCCUUAUCCAAGAGGGUCUUUAUCUUGGAUCAGUGGCUGCAGCUUGCAACAAGAACCUCUUGAAAUCUUACAACGUUACCCAUAUCUUAACCGUGGCUUCCUCCUUGAGACCUGCUCACCCUGAUGACUUCCUCUACAAGGUUGUUCGAGUUGUGGAUAAGGAAGACACCAAUUUGGAAGUGUAUUUCGAUGAGUGUUUCGAUUUCAUUGAUGAAGCCAAGAAGCUAGGCGGUAGCGUUCUUGUCCAUUGCUUCGUUGGCAAGUCACGCAGUGUCACUGUAGUUGUUGCUUACCUCAUGAAGAAACACGGAAUGACUUUAGCCCAAGCAUUGCAACAUGUUCAGAGCAUUAGACCUGUGGCAAGUCCCAACGCCGGUUUCAUCAAGCAAUUACAAGACCUCGAAAAGUCUUUACAAGGAAAGCAAGAACGGAUUGCACAAUCUCAAGUGUGAAGAACCCACCAAGAUCGUACCUUUUAGGAGAAAAUUGUAAAUCUCACACGAACCAUCAUCAUAUGUUUUGUUGUUUCUCCUUGAUAACUUGAUAAAAAAAACAUGGAAACGAUUCUGUAAAUUUUGAUUGUUUCAUGAAUGUCAUAGUCUAUUCGGUGAACUAAAAGUAAAAGAUAAAAAAAACCUGUAAAUAUUUUGAAUUAUAACAA